AUGGAAUGGGAUAUUCAACAAGCAGACAUGUGGGUGUGACGAUGAGCUGUCCACAAACCUUUGGCCAUACAGUGUAGGUUGUAGCUCCCUGCACAACCUGUUUUUUUUUUUGUUUUUUUUUUUUUAAACAUUUUAUUUAGAAAAGCCUCAAAAUUUGACCUGGUGUGCCAACACGUGCAUAAGAUGGUAUAUCUUAAACGCAGUGUCAGUUGCUGUACUUUAAUCACAAUUGCUUUACACAAGCAAUAAGGUCACCUCAGUAUAUCUGAAUGACAUAAUAGGGCUACGUGUACAGGGCAUGUCCUAUCUGUAUUAUUUCACCGGGUUUUCCUGUUUCCUCUACGGUGCGUGAGCGCAGUAACAAAAAAAGCAUUGCGUGUUUGCAUCUCUUGGCACAAAAGCGCACUGAUCGUGAGGUAGUGAAGCGCAUCGAAGGCCACGUGACUGCAACGGCACACACGCGCGCGCACACACACGCGCACACACCCGCGCGCUCCAAGCUCGUUUUGGCUCGCGCCCGCUGGCCUCGCCGUGAGCGCCACACCGCGUUCGUGCGCUUUGUUGUUCCCAGAAACCUUCGACCUGAGCGCUCGAUCUCAGCUCGCCAUGCGAUGGAUAUUCUGUGGCAAUACCAGUUCAGGAUUAUUCUGCUCGGCGACUCGACGGUCGGCAAAUCGUCUCUGCUUAAACGGUUCACGGACGGCGUGUACAGCGAUGUGGCGGAUCCGACGGUCGGGGUAGAUUUCUACGCCCGAUCACUCGAUAUAGAACCGGGGGUAAAGAUCAAACUGCAGCUGUGGGACACCGCCGGGCAAGAGAGAUUCAGGUCCAUUACAACCUCCUACUACCGCAAUUCGGUCGGCGGACUCCUGGUGUUUGACCUGACCAAUCGCAAGAGCUUUGAGCAUGUGCGUGAAUGGUACCGCGAAGUCACUGAGCACAUCCUGCCGCACCACAUGGUCUACAUCUUGAUCGGCCACAAGAGUGACCUGAGCCGAGAGCGCAAAGUGCACCGCGAUGAGGCCGAGCAGCUGGCGGCCGAGUUGGGUGUGCGCUAUGUGGAGACGUCAGCGAAGUGCAACAGCAAUGUGGAGCGCGCCUUCGAGCUUCUGGCACGCGACAUCUAUGAGCUGAUGAAGAUGGGUGAGAUCUCGGCGCGUGACGGCUGGGACGGUGUCAAAAGCGGCCUCACAGCUAAAGUCCUUUACCCAGCCGAGGAAGAGGCAGAGAGAGAGAAGAGCUGCAACUGCUGACUUGGGGUGUUCGCCUUUAACCUCUCACCUGUGUCAGUCAGUUGUCCUUGCUGGGUUCACGCUUUCACUUCCUGUAUUGCAAGUCGAGCUCGCUGCUUGUCCCUGCAUUAUCUGUCUG
Molecule: messenger RNA, 1371 nt
Organism: Ictalurus furcatus (blue catfish)
Lineage: Eukaryota; Metazoa; Chordata; Actinopteri; Siluriformes; Ictaluridae
Gene: rab42a
Product: RAB42, member RAS oncogene family a
Exons: 2
Coding region: 612-1253 (213 amino acids)
Biological process (GO): Rab protein signal transduction
Cellular component (GO): Golgi membrane
Molecular function (GO): GTPase activity; GTP binding
Source: RefSeq, a predicted model, not a curated record